GAUCACAACCCUGCCCGCUUUCAUCUGCAUAUACAAACCCUAGCGAUUCAUUUUUUUUUCUCUGAAAUUGCAUCUCUUCUGAGUUCAGCAAACCGUAAAAAUGCCGAGUCUAGUCGGAAAUGGGUACUCUGAAUUAUACAGUGGUUCUGAUUUUGCUGGCAGAAACGAAAACAAAGAGAAGAAAUCUGCGAAGGUGGAGAAACCUGACGAGAUUCGAUCAAAAGGAUAUUCUACACCCCAGAAAAGGCGAUUGAGAUCCGCAACUAACCAUGACAGUCCAGUCUCAAUUCCUUCCAAGCCCUGUUCGCCGGAUAAAUGGAAAUCGCCUCGUAGAUGCAUCAAAAGCAGCCCAAAUAGUGUUUCAAAUGAAAAUUGCAAAGAAUCUGGUAAUAAGCUAGUCAAAUUACACAAAACUGGCAAAGGGUCUGAUAAUAAGCUCGCCGAAUCACCCAAAGCUGGACAAGAAUCCGGCGACAAGCUUGCUGGAUCACCCAAAUCCACUAGGAGAAGAUUGUAUGAUAGUCUUCCUCAGAAACCAAUAUGGAAUCCCAAAGAUUCUGAGCAGAUGAGUGCCGUGAAAAAAGCAUUGCAUGUAUCAACAACACCUUGUGCUAUCGUGUGCCGGGAGGAGGAACAGAAAAGGAUAUUGGAUUUCUGCAAAUCAUGCAUAGAUCAGAAGAAAGCUGGGAAUUUAUAUAUCUCUGGGUGUCCAGGGACGGGAAAAACAUUAUCAAUAAACAAAGUUAAAGAGCUACUGGUUGAAUGGGCAAAAGAGGCAGGAUUUCAACCACCAGAUGUAUUGGGUAUAAAUUGUACUUCUCUUUCAUACACAAAUGAAAUUUUCCUUAGGAUAUUUGAAAAGCUUCAUCCUCGGAAGAAAAUAAAUGGGAUUUCACCACUUCAGCACCUCCAGAGAUUGUUUUCUCAAAAGCAGUCAUCCUGUGAAAAAAUGAUGCUGUUAAUUGUUGAUGAGUUGGAUUAUUUAAUAACCAGAGAUCGUACUGUGCUUCAUGAUCUUUUCAUGCUUGCAACUCUUCCAUCUUCCAAUUGCAUUUUAAUAGGAAUAGCAAAUGCUAUAGACCUGGCUGAUCGCUUUCUGCCAAAGCUUCAACCAUUGAAUUGUGAAAUCAUACUUAUAACUUUUCGGGCCUACUCUAAGGAUCAGAUCCUCAGGAUUCUUCAACAAAGACUCACGGCUCUUCCAUAUGAUGUCUUUCAACCUCAAGCAUUGGAGCUUUGUGCAAGAAGAGUUGCAGCUGCAUCUGGAGAUAUGAGGAAAGCUCUCUGUGUUUGUAGGAAUGCGAUUGAGAUGCUAGAAGAAGAGUUGAAAAAUCAAAGUGGUAGUACAAGCUUGUUACAGGCUGAGCAGGCAUCACCUGGUCAACUGAUAUCUCCCGUAGCAGAAUUGUUGAAGCAAGAAAUUAACAUUGUGAGGGUUGAUGAUAUGGCCAUUGCUUUAUCAAGGACAUUCAAGUCAGCAAUAGUGGACACUAUACAGUCUCUUCCACAGCAUCAACAGAUGAUACUUUGCUCUUUGGUGAAGCUUUUCCGCAAGGGAAAGAAAGACACUACCAUUGGAGACCUUAAUAAAUCUUACUCCGAGAUCUGUAAAUCAGCACUAAUCCCCCCUACGGGCAUUCUGGAAUUCUCAAAUAUGUGUAGAGUGCUCAGUGACCAGGGUCUUCUCAAACUUGGCCAAUCUCGAGAGGAUAGAUUAAGGAGAGUAACAUUAAAAAUUGAUGAAACAGAUAUUACUUUUGCCUUGCAGGGGAUACGAUUCUUUCGGAAUUGUCUUCACUAAUGCGUAGCAAUCUAGCAUACAAGCAGUGGACGUUCUCAACUGAACAAGGGUUCGAGCAGUGGUUGUUCCCCAAAAAAUUCAAAUGUUCUUCAGUAUUCAUGUAUAAUAUAAAAGGUUUCCUAAUUGUUGUGUAUUAUAGUUAUCAUUCAUUGCUUAUUAAAUGAAAUUUACAUUUUCCAUCAUGGAAAUAUGUAGCCUUUGAAUUUCAAAGUUGCUUUCUGGUGAC
This is a messenger RNA of Nelumbo nucifera (sacred lotus), 2027 nucleotides long. RefSeq names its product DNA replication factor CDC6B-like. Gene Ontology annotation, cellular component: nucleus. Gene Ontology annotation, biological process: mitotic DNA replication checkpoint signaling; DNA replication initiation; cell division. Lineage: Eukaryota; Viridiplantae; Streptophyta; Magnoliopsida; Proteales; Nelumbonaceae. Gene Ontology annotation, molecular function: ATP hydrolysis activity; DNA replication origin binding; ATP binding. The record is from RefSeq and is a predicted model, not a curated record.